AUGCCUGGCUUACUUCUAUCCAAUGAACCUCCCAAGAAGUUUUGGAAAUCAUUUUCAACCAACAAACAAAUACCAACAGCCAACGACAAACACAAGUCUAAUAAAACAUCGUCGUCUUUAAAGAAUUUGUUCAGCCGCCGCUCACAGUCUCCCUCUAUAGCACAUCCACCAACACAAUAUCAACAGCAACAGCAGCAGACACAACAAACAAAACAGACGCAACAGCAACAGCAACAACCACAGCCACAGCCACAACCACAACAACCAUCUCUACCUCCAUCAUCACAACCUCGCAAUGUCAAUAAAAAGGCUUCAAUCUUGUCCUUCAUCAACAGAUCGACACCUUUACCAUCACAACAUGAACCAACCUUACCGUCAAAGAACGCUUCGAUAUUUUCUAGUCUCAAGAAAGUCUCGAGGUUUCGUCCAAAAACAGCACUUGGCCAACAACAACCUCAACCUCAACCUCACACACCUCCAUCUUGUACGCUGCCACACCUACCAAAGACAGAUUCAUACAUUUCUAAACCAGCAUCUACUCUCCCAGCAAUCCCCCUCCCUGAAAUUGUCAGUCCUGCAGGAACCAGCUUAAUGGAUCUACCGGCUCUUGAUCGAAUGGAUUUCUCAAUCGAAAGUUGGCAAACAUCUCUUAUUCGCGCCAUAAAUGCCUCCACAGGGCACCAAGACGACUAUGACUAUAGCAACCCCCCUACUCCUCAAACUCAAACUCAAACUCAAACCCAAGUUCCACAUCUACCAGCCACUCGCCCCUAUACAGCCACUCCAACCUCCUCAGUCUCCACUGCAUCAGGUCCACGAAAGAGACGUGCACACAACCCACCCACAGUGUCACCACAGGAAUAUAACCCUGACUAUAGUUUUAAAUCUGGUUUUAACUCUGUAUCUACAUUUCCACCUGUACCUGCGCCUGCACCUUCAUCUACAUACGCUUUUAACUCUGAUUUUGGCUCAGGCUCUGGUCCUGGUCCUGGCACUGGUCCUGGCACUGGUCCUGGUUCUGGCUCCAUCUACAAGCCUGAUUCUGGGAAAACAAGUCCGAUUGUAUUUACCAAACAGUUAGUGCCAGUAAAAGACAAAUCACAAGAAGGUAGCUCGCUCUUGUCUGCUCAAUUAAGGAGCGCGCAAGCCCAAUCAGGCGGAGGAAUUGGGUUAAAAAUGACCACAAAGGCAAAAUUAGAGGCCGCUGCUGCUCGGCGCAAGAUGAUCAAGUCUAAUUAUAUGCAAGAGCAGGCAGAUGCAGCCUUGUGGGAGACUAUUCAACUUAAGAAUGGUCACGGUGAUUGGAAACUAGCGGGCACAAUAUUAUCCGACCAUAAUCGGCAACAACAUCAACCCUUCAAAAGGGAGCACUUUUGGGGAAUAGCCGGACCAAUACACAAUGAAUCAAAUCACAGCACAAAUGAUAUACCUAUCUGGUGA
Molecule: messenger RNA, 1440 nt
Organism: Phycomyces blakesleeanus NRRL 1555(-)
Lineage: Eukaryota; Fungi; Mucoromycota; Mucoromycetes; Mucorales; Phycomycetaceae
Exons: 3
Coding region: 1-1440 (479 amino acids)
Source: RefSeq, a predicted model, not a curated record